Leptonychotes weddellii (Weddell seal) is the source of this 639-nucleotide messenger RNA. The record is from RefSeq and is a predicted model, not a curated record. Lineage: Eukaryota; Metazoa; Chordata; Mammalia; Carnivora; Phocidae.
GGGGGCGGCCCCCUCCCCCAGCCCCGGCAGGAGGAGGGGUCCCCAGGGAGGCCAGGAGGGGGGGCUAUGGGUCUCCCGGCAGGGGCGGAUGGGGACUGAAUGUUAAUCGCAUCCCGAGUGAGUGUGUGUGUGCGAGAACAGAGCGAGUGUGCGAGUCCCUCCCGCUCCAGGUCCUCCAAGCAGCGGCUGCUGCCGCCACCCUCCACCCGCAGCCGCCCUCGGCCACCAGUGCCCAGCUGGGGGGUGUCGGCCUGGGUGGGUCCGCCCGGCCCCCAGGGGUCUCUCGUGCGUCUGCCAUCUGCCCGUGCAACAUGUGUAGCAGCAACCUCGCCUAGUUGGGGUGGCCGCAACCUUGGGGGACAGACAGGGCAGGACGGGACCGAAGACGAGGAGGGAGAGCCGGAGCCGGGGACAGGCAGGAGGUCCCCAUCGCCGCUGCAGCCGCCGCCGCCCCAGGGCUUUGCCCCCCAGCGGUUCCCUGAGCCCUCCGCCGAAUCUUCGGGUCGCUGGACUCUGGGUUCCGGUCCUGCCCCCCCGCAGUACCCCCCACAGAACAGGGUCAUGAAAAGAGGCCGCCCGGAGGGGCCCGCAGGCGAUGCGCGGCGCCGGUGGCCCCCGCGGCCCUCGGGGCCCCGCUAA